Molecule: messenger RNA, 747 nt
Organism: Fusarium sp. VM40
Lineage: Eukaryota; Fungi; Ascomycota; Sordariomycetes; Hypocreales; Nectriaceae
Source: the annotation of a GenBank genome assembly
AUGACACCAUACACGAUCUCGAUUCGUAACCAGUCAGGAGCUCAGAGCUCGUACGCUGUCUUCUCCGAGAUUCCACACAUCAAAUCUGGCAUCGCAGACGUCAAGGUCACGACACGCAUCAUGCUGAGCGUCCGCGGCGUUGCCUCAGGAUCAGGACAAGCAUCUUUCGUUCUGUCCAAGCAGUUGUACGCCACCUGUGGUACUUAUGAUGUGGACUGGGAUUCGACCAACGCGGACAACAACGUUGGCACCGUUGGUACAGGCACCGAGGUCGUCGAUAUACGACCCGUCGUACUGGGACGCAUCGACACGGCCUCGGGAGGCAAACUAGUGCCCGGCACCAGCCUCGAAAUCGACGGCAGCGGCGGUUCACCGUCUUUUACCCCAAUGCUGCCAGAUGUACAGGAUGGUGAGGUUGGUAGUUUUGCCAUUCGGACCAAGAGCCAUUUCACAUUCCAACAGGCCAAGCUCAACAAAUACGUCGUAGGGUUCAGUUCUUCCGCCCGCCAGACAGUUGGGCCGUAUGCGACCUUCGUGCCAGCACCCAACUCAUCCUAUCAGAUCAAGCCAAGCACAGUCUUCUACGUUACCAUUGGGGAGCACAACGUAAGAGAUCUUGUCCUGGAUGAUCUAAGAAGUGCCCCAAGCACCUGUCGCAUCGAUUUUAGUAAUCCCGAGACUGAUGAUAUCCAGCUGGUGCAUAGCGAGUUUGGGGUGCUUAACAAAAUUACUGCGGCUGUCGAUUAG